AUGACAUACUUCCUGGGCAUAGAGGUCCAUAAGUCCAAAAGGGGACUGCUUAUGCACCAAAGGGGAUAUUCUAUUGAGAUAUUGAAGAAGUGUGAUAUGGAGCAUUAUAAUGCUGCCAUUACACCAGCUGAACCAAGGUUGCAGCUAUCCAAGAAUGAAGAGCAGCAGAACCUAGAUCCUACUCAAUAUAGAAGGUUGAUUGGAUCAUUACGUUACUUGUGCAAUACGCGGUCAUAUUUGGCGUUUAGUGUCGUGGAAGAGUUGAGCAGCAAUGAGAGUGAGAUUGUCACACUAUUUGUUGAUAAUGUUUUAGCCAUUAAUCUUGAUAGGAACCCAAUUUCACAUGGGAGGAGCAAGCACAUUGAGAUGAAGUUUCACUACUUGAGGGGGCUUUUUAGUGAAGGCAAGUUAAGAUUGAGAUAUUGUAGAAGUGAGAACCAAGUUGCUCAUUUGUUGACUAAGGGAGUCGCAAAUGAUGUGUUUAAGAGUUUGAAGAUGAGCAUGUGCAUGAAAGACUUGGAUCACUUGAAUUAA
This is a messenger RNA of Vicia villosa (hairy vetch), 534 nucleotides long. RefSeq lists its product as uncharacterized. NCBI's taxonomy places the organism in Eukaryota, Viridiplantae, Streptophyta, Magnoliopsida, Fabales, Fabaceae. The record is from RefSeq and is a predicted model, not a curated record. Bases 1 to 534 code for a protein of 177 amino acids. The transcript is spliced from 2 exons.